UGAUAAGAGGAGGCGGAAGAGCAACAGAGCUAGUUUAAUCCACACGGUUAAGCCAUUGAGAAACAUGUCUGUCAAAUGAGGCCCAGGAACACUCGGCUGGCGUGAGUACAUCAGAGCUAGAGAGGUCUGUGCCUACAGAAAUACAACAUGACCACCGAUAGAAGAUGUUGCCCGGGAACGUGUGCAAGCGGUAAAUUUGUGUUGGACGCCAGAGCCAAGUAACAGCCGUGGUCAAAUGUUCUCUCCUCCCUGUUCAAUUUCUUAAUGUGCCAGGAGUUUUCAAAUAAUAUUGAUGAAAAAGUUGAAUAUUUGAGCUACACGAUUCGGUGGUUCUCUUUAAUUCAUUUUCGUUAGUUAGCCAUUUGUUGGCUCAGAGUUCAAGAAUGUCCAUUUUCGUUAAAUUAUUCGUUCCACAGGAGAUCUUUCUAAAAAUUAACACUGGGUUUUUUUACGUUUUCGAUGCCAUGUCGUCACAAUGUGUUGGUUUUCGGUUAUCUCAACUAGGCAAUUCAAAAAACACAUGUUGAAAUUGUUUAUACCAGUUCGUGGAAUUUUUAUUUUUUUUAUUUUUUUUACUUUAACUUUAAACUCCUGGGAUUAUUUUAUAGAAAUUGGACUAAAAAUUAAAUUGUAGCAGACUUCUGUAAAGGGUUUAAAUACCAUUGAGAAUGAAUAAUUGAUUGAUCAUUCUGGUUAUUAUAUUGUCAUUGAGGUAAGAUACAGGUAAAAUUCUCUUGAAAAUUAUAACUAUGGUAAUAGUUAUAUUAUUUUUUUUUAAAUUUAAUUUUAGUGCAUACAAAUGUUGCACUUUUCGAAGCAAUGAUUCAAAGAUUUUGCAAAGAUUUUGCAAAGAUUUUGUAUUUUGUUCCCUUUUUCACCUUUGCUAACCCGUUAGAAUUCGAAGUGGCGUCACAGUGACGUGUCAAGUUUACAAACAAACUUUUAAUUUUUGCCAAGCAAUAUCAUUGGUAUUUUGCUCGUUCUCGUUUUUGUUUUCUUUUCCUUGGCCAAUGGGAAUUUAAGAAGAUCAACUCCUGAACAUGAUAGAACUAUUCACGUGAAGCUGGUUAGUGAGAUUAGAAGUUACACGAGUCAAAUGAUUGACACAACCCCAGCAUGAGUCACGUGACACUGUGACCUAACAGAGUGUCAACUUAGGUCUUCGGUUCCAGUCUUGGUCCUCUGUCUGGAUCUUGUCCCUUUAUGACUUGUUCAACACGUUCUAUUUCUUACCCUUUUCCCUUUCCCCCACAUUUUGUUUUUAAAGAAAUAGAUUUCAACUGAUAAGUUGUCCAUGCGAAGCGAGUCGAAAGAUGGUUGUGGUCAUAUGUGGUGGGUAUGUGGACGUAGACGGAAUCACGAGACGGUUGGUCGUCAUGUGUGGCAGGUAGGUGGGCGUAGACAGAAUGGAGAGAUGGUUGGUCGUCAUGUGUGACAGGUAGGUGGACGUAGACAGAAUGGAAAGAUGGUUGGUCGUCAUGUGUGGCAGGUAGGUGGACGUAGACAUAAUGGAGAGAUGGUUGGUCGUCAUAUGUGGCAGGUAGGUGGACGUAGAAAGAAUGGAGAGAUGGUUGGUCGUCAUAUGUGGCAGGUAGGUGGACGUAGACAGAAUGGAGAGAUGGUUGGUCGUCAUAUAUGACAGGUAGGUGGACGUAGACAGAAUCAAGAGAUUGUUGGGCGUCAUAUGUGACAGGUAGGUAAACGUAGACAGAAUCAAGAGAUGGUCGUCUUACAUGGUGGGUAGGUAAACGUAGACAGAGUCGAGAGAUGGUUGAUCGUCUUUUGUGCCAGGUAGGUGGACGUAGACAGAAUCGAGAUAUGGUUGGUUGUCAUAUGUGGCGGGUAGACUACAUCAUGAAAACAUAAAAAGUCAGUAUCUGUAUUUAAAAGACAUCUCACUCGGUCAAAGCUUUCCUUCAAUUUGUGUGCAUUACUGAAACUUACGUCUGGAACUGCCCUUGAAAAUAUCACUAGAUUUACUUUGAAAUGUCUUUACUUUCAGAUGACCGCCAUUGUUUAGCCCAGCCGAAGCUGAAAGUCUUUAUCUUGCUGGUAACGUUUGGAUUUAGCGUCGUUCUGCUUGAGAGGUACGUGACGCCUGACAGGCCGUAUCUGCUUUCCGUCUUCGAGCAGCGCAACGACACAGACAACGGAUGGCUUGUCUCGCUGCUCACGCGGAACACGAAGGCUGCUGUCGUAGACGGAGACGACCCGGCGUGCGUGUACCCGGAAGUUGACCCCUUCCACCCUAACAUCAUGCGUCUCGCGGGGCUGGACAAGAAGCCGUUCGAUUGUGACGGUUACCUGCCCGACCUGACCUACGUCGACGGGGACAAACUGAUCAUUGAUGGUAAAAAAGUCAAGGCCGUGGCUAAUUUUACAUUCUGCAAAUACCGCGAGAUUUUCAAGAUCCCGGCCAAGGAUAAGACCGCCAAGCUAGGAAGCUGGAGUGACACGUUUAAGGCAAGUACAAAGCUGCCUGACAGGGCGGAAUUUUUGCUGGCCGUGUGCGAGAACAAAGCUUCGGAGAUAGUGUCGAGGACGUACCACGCCCUGACUCCGCAACGUGACGACCUUAAAGAGCUGGAGCUGCUCAGACUGAACAAGCGCCAGAAAGAGGCCGGCCCAAAAGAAACGUUGAACGUGGUUAUGGUUGGAAUGGACGGCACCUCCAGGCAUCAGUUCAUCAGGGCGAUGAACCGGACGUACGCGUUCCUAAUGGAGGGAAACACUUCCUUCGACCUGUCCAUGUACACGCAGGUGGGUAUCAACACGUUCCCCAAUUAUCUGCCCUUGUUGUCUGGAUACAACGAUGACGAGGUCCACGCCUGGUGGUCAUCGUCCAAACAUCUGGACCCCCUCGAUUUGAUCUGGAAAGAUUUCUCCCAGGCCGGCUACCGUACCUUGUACACGGAGGACGAGCCAUCCAUUGGCGGGUUCCACUUCGCCAAGAAAGGUUUCAUGUUCUCGCCGACGGAUCACUACAGCCAUCCCAUCAGUGUCGCCAUGGAGGAGGACAAAGAUCUGUGGCGCGAGGGCGACCACUGCGCCGGGGGGCAGCCGGAGAUUAACUUCCACUUCAACUACAUGACCAGGUUUAUGGACGCCUUCGCCGAUAAGCCCGUCUACGCCAUGUCGUUCUUCACAAAGCUGACCCACGGGGAGCAGACGAACAACAGGCGGGCGGAUGACCUCACGUAUCGUUUUUACAAAGCGUUGCAGGACAAGGGACACUUGAACAGGACGUUGCUGAUCACGUUUUCCGAUCACGGUCCGCGGUGGGGCUCCAUCAGGCCGACCUUAAACGGUAUGGUGGAGAGCCGUGCCCCGUAUGCCAUUCUGACUUUUCCCCGGUGGUUUCUAGACAAGUACCCGGACGUUGCCGAGAACUUACGGACUAACACGAGGCGUCUAACCACUCACUACGACACGCACGCGACUCUCCAAGACUUAAUUUAUUUUAAAGCCAAAGGGACCAUCCCACUUGUUCCCGGCAAACACGGGAUCAGCUUGUUUAAAGAAAUUCCUAAAAGCAGAACCUGCGAGGGUGUCCCCAUACCCCCUGAGUUCUGCCUGUGCGGCCAUCAACAGAUGGAGCCAGUGUCCACCAACUCGAGCAUGGCCCAGGGUCUCGGGGACGUCGUUGUGAGGGCGAUAAACUCCAAACGCACCGAGAAGCUGUGCGUGGCUUUACGUCUGAAGGAAACGCUUCAAGUUUACAGAAUAAAACUCCCGAGGCUCGGCUCCGACGACAAACGAGUGUACAAAGUAAAAAUUCAAACUAUCCCGGGCGAUGCUGUUUACGAAGGAACGAUUCAAACCGACAAAUGCGAAGACAAGGAACUGCUCGGCUACUUCGAAGCGUUGCGUGCCGGUAACACGACGAAUCCGCUGGACGUGACGGUGGGGGACGCCAUUGACAGGUUCACUAUGUACAAGGGACAAGCCGACUGUGAAAAGGAGGCUUCUAAGAAACCCUACUGUUAUUGUAAAGAUCUAAUCAAGUCCUAGGAUAAUAUGUCGAGUCUAGAAAUGUGUCACUAAAUAUAAAGUAUGCAAAGGAGACCAAGAAUAGACAAAACAAAACCAAUUUUGAAUCAGUUUCAAAUAAUUUUGUGGUGUUAGUAAUGUAAGUCGUUCUUAAAAAUGUAACUAUAAUUAAUUUUGCAAAUGAACAGAUUGUCAUGUUUUAAAACUACGUUAUAAAUUGUGUGCUCAUACAUCUAUUAUGUUCUAUGUACACCGUAAUCUGUGUGGCCAGUACACAUACAGACAAAUACGA
This is a messenger RNA of Lymnaea stagnalis (great pond snail), 4282 nucleotides long. NCBI's taxonomy places the organism in Eukaryota, Metazoa, Mollusca, Gastropoda, Lymnaeidae. The record is from the annotation of a GenBank genome assembly.